AUGGAGUCAAAUCCAUGGCUUAUGAACCGUUUUGUUCCGAAAACAGGUACAGAUUUUCAUUCAUUUCUUUACACAGCUCUUUCCACCAGGUGCUUUUCUUGUCAAGGACUGAUCGGUUCAACAUGCAAAAGCGUAACAACUGAAGUGGAAUGUCCGCAAGCAUAUGACUCUUGCUUCACAGUCACCAGAAUUAUGGACUACCCUGAAAUUGGCAGGUAUGUAGAGGUGAUCAAAAACUGCUCCAUUAGGCAAGAUUGCUGGUUUAACGGUAACGCCUCGUGUGAUAAUUCAUCCGGGUUUGUGAACAGUUGCUCCAUUGAUUGCUGUGUUGGGGAUUUGUGCAAUAACAUAACAGUGCAGAUCACGCUUAACUCUGUAGCACACGUGGUCACGCACACUAGUGCAGACUUCGCGAAACGCACGAACCUUGAGCGAGAGGUAACGAAUACUGGUGCAACAACAAAGGCAACACAAACCCCAAUGUUUACAUCCGGCAUACCUGUGAUGACAAGAAAAGCAACGCAUGCGUCAAGGGUAACAUCCGGGAUACCUAUUGCGACAGCUGUGUCGUCAACACAGCGCCAAUCCACCUUGAAUGACAAAGCUUUUACACCCUGGAGCUCGCAGAGAAGCCCGGUUUCCGUAUCUAGAAGUAACAUCACCACCAAUGACUCGUCCCACGAAGUAAUAGCAGUCCCCAAUCAUUCCAAAGGACUUUGGAGUCAGCUACUUACUCAAGUGAUAAUGGUGGCUCCAGGAAUUAUUUACGAGAGAUUUUAG
Molecule: messenger RNA, 780 nt
Organism: Pocillopora meandrina
Lineage: Eukaryota; Metazoa; Cnidaria; Anthozoa; Scleractinia; Pocilloporidae
Source: the annotation of a GenBank genome assembly